CACACUGUUCUGCAACUGCAUUGGGUGAAAUGGAGUGAGGUGGCUGAGAUUAGCUGGAGGAUUAGAGGCUUUCGGGGGGGACGUGCCCCUCUCUGGAGGCCCCGAUUGGCUGGCCUGCCGCGCCCCAGGGGGCGGAGCAGCCAUGACUGACCAGGGGAUGCUGAGCCUGUUUGGGGAAGAUGGGGCCCUGUUCUCUGAGGGGCUGCGGGACCUGGGCGAGUGCGGCUAUCCUGGCGACGGCCAGCAGAUGGCGAUGGAGCCGGGCUUCGACCCCCUGCAGCAGAACCAGUUCCACCACUACGGCCAGUACGAGCCCCCAGGGGGCGCCAUGUUGGGGAGCCCUCAGCAGUACCACCCCUCUGCCCCGGCCCCCGGCCCCCACCCAUGUCUCAGCCGCACGCCGGGUACCCCAGCAUGCAGGCGAGAGGCAGGGCCAGCCUUUUAUGGGUGGCAGCACCAUGUGGGGCCUGGAUCCACGCCCGCACCCCCACAGGCCCCUCCCCCCGGGCCCCAUGCCCCCCUUCAGCCGAUGGGGGUGUACGCAGGUGCAGUCGGAGGGGAGUACACCCAGCAGAAUCUGCCCCAGGGCGGCCCCGCCGGCCCCCAACCGUUUUGCGGGGCAACGCAGGCCCCCAGCAGGGUCCUAGAAUGGGGGGGCCCGCCCAUGCGUCACCCAGUGCAGCAGCCGCCACGCCCUCCGCACCACCCUGCCCCGGGACCGUUCCACCCAGAGCCCGUGGCGCACGGUCGCUGCUUCUCCCCAAACGCGCAGCCACACCCCCUGCAUCAGCAGAGCAUGGGCUACAGCCCCCACAGGCAGCCCGUGCCCCAUAACCUUCCAAAACGGCUCCGCCCGCUUCCCCUUCCUACCCCAGCCCCAAUCAGGGCUCGGCUGGCGGCGUGGGGGCGGGGCCAAAUGCGAUGCAGGCGCAGGGAUACGCUGGUGCCGCUGAUUUCCUGCCCCAGGGGCCCGUACCCCUCCAGCAGCACCAGCAGCCCCUGCACGGGCCCCCAAUGGGCCCCACCCACAACCACCACCAGCAGCAGCACCAGGCUCCGCCCCCCCCAAAUGUCUUACGGCUCCGGCCCCCCCAUGUCCCCGAUGAAGGGCGUCGCCAACCCACAGGUGCCACCACUGCCCCGCCCCCGCAGGGAGUUGCCAUGGGAACGGGGAUGGAGGUGGCCGGGUAUCCCAGCGUGCCUCUCCAGCCUCAGGGGGCUGUGGGCUUGUCCCAAACCCAGCAGCCCCUCCCCCCUCAGCCUUACGGGGGCAUGCCUCAGUGCCAGCCAUCCCACAAUCCCUUGCAGCAGGACAAGGGAUGUCGUUCCACAGCUGCCACCGUCGCAGCCCCAUGUGACCACGCCCCCUCACCAGCAGCCUUGGACACAGCCUCGCCCCCAGCUUCCUGUCACUCACAAAGUGCCUGUCGCUCAGCCUUCUCCGCUGGAUCCGUCUCCUGAAGCUCCAGCCCCUGAACUGCGGCCCGCCCUGGACAGCAGCACCCAGCCGCUGACCUCUGACCCCGGGGACGGGGACCAGAAGCCCAAGAAGAAGAAGAAGCAGAAGAAGAAGAAGGAGGUGAAAGCUGAGGAGAAGGAGAAGGAGCCGAAUGCUGUGAAUGGACCCGAGGAAGGGGCUUCACCGGGGGCCAAAAAGAAAAAGACCAAAGCCAAGGAGCCGGGCACCCCCAAAACACCCAAGACCCCCAAGCCCCCCAAAACGCCCAAGACCCCCAAAACGCCUAAAACUCCCAAAGAGCCAAAGGAGAAAAAGGUGAAGCCUGCUACGCCCAAGACUCCAAGCUCCAAGAAGCCCAGCGUGAAGAAGGCGAGCCCAGAGACGGAUACUGUAGCAAAAAAAGAGGUGAAACGGAAGAGAGAGAGCAGUGAUCACUCUGAUGUGGAAGAAAGGAUCCCCCCUGCUUCUCCGGAGGAGGAGGAUGAUGAUGGAGGAACACAGAAGCGGCGCUCCAGCAGGCAGGUGAAGCGGAAACGCUACACGGAGGAGCUGGAGUUCAAGAUCUCAGACGACGAGGGUGACAGGAAGGAGGGAGGCAGGCGAGCGGCUCAGUCUGAGCAGCCUGCCGGGGCCGAGGGUCCCGUUGUGGAGAAGAUCAUGGCUGCCCGGCUGGUGAAGAAAACGAGCAACUGUGGGGAAGAGGUGGAAGUGGAGGAGUUUUAUGUCAAAUUCAAAGCCUUCUCCUAUCUGCACUGUCGCUGGGCGGACAUGGAGGAGCUGGAGAAGGACAAGCGGAUCCAGCAGAAGGUCAAGAGGUUCAAGGCCAAGCAGUCGCUCAACAGCUUCCUGAGCGAGAUGGAUGAGGAGCCUUUCAACCCAGAUUAUGUGGAAGCCGAUCGGAUCCUGGACGUUUCUGAGGGCACUGAUGAAAACGGAGAGCCUGUCACUCACUGCCUGGUGAAGUGGUGCUCCCUGCCCUAUGAGGACAGCACCUGGGAGCUCAAAGCCGACGUCGACCAGGAGAAGAUCCAGGAGUUUGAGCGGCUGAUGGCCCGGGAGCCUGACCUGGGGAGAGUGGAACGCCCCCCUGCGGAUGAUUGGCAGGAGCUGAAGAGCUCCAGGGAAUAUCAAAAUAGCAACAGUCUCAGGGAGUACCAGCUGGAGGGAGUGAACUGGCUGCUCUUCAACUGGUACAACACACGUAACUGCAUACUGGCAGAUGAGAUGGGUCUGGGGAAGACCAUCCAGUCCAUCACCUUCCUGUACGAGAUGUUCCUGAAAGGUGUCCACGGCCCCUUCCUGGUGAUCGCCCCCCUCUCCACCAUCCCCAACUGGGACAGGGAGUUCCGCACCUGGACCAACCUCAACGUGGUGGUGUACCACGGGAGCCAGGCCAGCCGCAAAACCAUCCAGGCCUACGAGAUGAACUUUAGGGACGCAGAGGGCGCUAUUAUAAAGGGAGCGUAUAAGUUCCACGCCAUCAUCACCACGUUUGAGAUGAUCUUGACAGACUGCCCAGAGCUUCGCUCCAUUGGCUGGCGCUGUGUGAUUAUAGACGAGGCUCACAGACUCAAGAACAGGAACUGCAAGCUUCUGGAGGGGCUCAAGAUGAUGGACAUGGAGCACAAGGUUCUGCUCACAGGCACCCCUCUGCAGAACACCGUGGAGGAGCUCUUCAGCCUGCUCAACUUCCUGGAGCCCCAGCGCUUUCCCUCUGAAGCCACCUUCAUGCAGGAAUUCGGGGACCUGAAGACCGAGGAACAGGUGCAGCAGCUCCAGGCCAUCCUGAAGCCCAUGAUGCUGCGGAGGCUGAAGGAGGACGUGGAGAAGAACCUGGCCCCCAAGCAGGAGACCAUCAUCGAGGUGGAGCUCACCAACGUGCAGAAGAAGUACUACCGCGCCAUCCUGGAGAAAAACUUUGCCUUCCUGUCCAAGGGGGGGUCGGGAGGAGGCAGCGGUGGCGGAGGGGGCAACGGCAAUGUCCCAAACCUGCUGAACACUAUGAUGGAACUGAGAAAGUGCUGUAACCACCCCUACCUCAUUAAUGGAGCGGAGGAGAAGAUCGUGGAGGAGUUUCGGGAGGCGCACCCCGGCGAGGGCCCUGAGCUGCUCCUGCAGGCCAUGGUGCAGGCGGCGGGAAAGCUGGUGCUCAUCGAUAAGCUGCUGCCCAAGCUGAAGGCCGGGGGCCACAGGGUGCUCAUCUUCUCCCAGAUGGUGCGCUGCCUGGACAUCCUGGAAGACUACCUCAUCCAGAAACGGUACUCGUAUGAGCGCAUCGACGGCCGGGUCCGGGGCAACCUUCGGCAGGCGGCCAUCGACCGUUUCUCGCGCCCGGACUCGGACCGCUUCGUCUUCCUGCUGUGCACCCGGGCGGGAGGCCUGGGCAUCAACCUGACCGCGGCCGACACCUGCGUCAUCUUCGACUCGGACUGGAACCCACAGAACGACCUGCAGGCCCAAGCCAGAUGCCACAGAAUCGGACAGAGCAAAGCGGUGAAGAUCUACCGGCUGAUCACCAGGAACUCGUACGAGAGGGAGAUGUUCGACAAGGCCAGCCUGAAGCUGGGCCUGGACAAGGCCGUGCUGCAGUCCAUGAGCGGCCGGGAGAACGUGGCUAACGGGGUCCAGCAGCUCUCCAAGAAGGAGAUCGAGGACCUCCUGCGGAAGGGGGCGUACGGGGCUCUGAUGGAGAACGAGGACGAGGGCUCCAAGUUCUGCGAGGAGGACAUCGAUCAGAUCCUGCAGCGGCGCACACAGACCAUCACCAUCGAGUGCGACGGGAAGGGCUCCACCUUCGCCAAGGCCAGCUUCGUGUCUGCCGGGAACAGGACGGACAUCUCCCUGGAGGACCCUGAUUUCUGGCAGAAGUGGGCAAAGAAGGCGGAGCUGGACAUGAGCGUGAUAAACCGACGAAACACGCUGGUGAUCGACACGCCCAGGGUGCGGAAGCAGACCCGCCACUUCAGCGCCGCCAAGGAGGACGACCUGCUGGAGUUCUCUGACCUGGAGAGCGACGGGGAGGACCAGCCCACCCCCAGGACCCGCCGGCCCCAGGACCGCGCCCACGGGUACCCCCGCAGCGCCUGCUUCAGGGUGGAGAAGAACCUGCUGGUGUAUGGCUGGGGCCGUUGGGCUGACAUUCUGUCCCACGGGCGGUACAAGCGGCCCCUGUCUCUGCGGGAUGUGGAGACCAUCUGCAGGGCUCUGCUGGUGUACUGUGUGCAGCACUACAGGGGCGACGAAAACAUCAAGAGCUUCAUCUGGGACCUGAUCACCCCCACCGAGGAUGGGCGCACCCGCGACCUGCUCAACCACUCCGGUCUGUCGGCCCCUGUCCCUCGGGGGCGGAAGGGUAAGAAGGGGAAGGCCCAGGGGGCCCCGCCCUCCCUGCAGCAGGCUGACUGGCUGGCCCGUUGCAACCCCAACGCCCUGCUGCAGGAGGACAGCUACAAGAAGCACCUCAAGCACCACUGCAACAAAGUGCUGCUGAGGGUGCGAAUGCUGUACUAUCUGAGACAGGAAGUCAUCGGCAGCCAGGCAGAGAAGAUCCUGGAGGGGGCUGAUUCCAGUGAAAUAGACAUCUGGAUCCCGCAGCCUUUCCUGGCUGAGAUGCCCUGCGAUUGGUGGGACAGGGAGGCGGACAGGUCCCUGCUCAUUGGUGUCUUUAAACACGGCUAUGAGAAGUACAACUCCAUGCGUGCCGACCCCGCGCUGCACUUCCUGGAGAAGGCGGGCCCCCCGGACCCCAAAGCUGUCGCCGCGGAGCAGGGGGGUGCAGACCUGGCGGCCGACGGAGCCGAGGGGGGAGAUCUGGACCCGGAUGAAGACCCUGAGUACAAACCUGCCAGGAUGGCUUUUAAAGAGGAAAUGGAGGAAUUUACAAACUCCUCGCUGGGUGAUGAAGAGGCUACGGAUGCUCUGGGCGGGCAGUCGAGCCAAAAUGGCGGUCCAGGGAAGCUGCGCUGGCCCAGCACCUCGGCUCUGACCGGGCGGCUGCGGAGGCUGAUCGCGGCGUACCAGCGCAGCCACAAGAGGGAGCAGCAGCGACAGGAGGCCCUGCUCAUGCUCCAGGCCCACAGACACCACCCCCAGCAGCCUGCCUGGGCCAUGGCUCCCCAGAGAGAGACCGUCACCCCCGACCGCCGGCAGAGGUGGACUCGGAGGGAGGAGGCGGAUUUCUACCGCGUGGUGUCCACCUUCGGCGUGCUGCGCGACGGCUCGCGCUUCGACUGGAGGCACUUCCGCACCUUCGCCCGCCUCGACCGCCGCUCCGACCACAACCUGGAGGCCUACUUCCUGUCCUUCGUGGCCAUGUGCCGACGGGUGUGUCACCUGCCACUCCGGCCAGAGGACGAGACGCUGGACCCCAGCGUGUGGGUGGAGCCCAUCACGGCCGAGCGCGCCUCGCGCACCAUGUACCGCAUCGAGCUGCUGCGCCGCAUCCGGGAGCAGGUGCUGCCGCACGCCGCCGCGACGGAGCGCCUGCAGCUGUGCCAGCCCAGCCCCGACCUGCCCGAGUGGUGGGAGUGCGCCCGGCACGACCGCGCCCUGCUGCUGGGCGCCUCCAAGCACGGCCUGAGCCGCACCGACUACCACAUCUUCAACGACCCCGAGCUGGGCUUCCUGGAGGCCCACCGCAAGUUCACCCAGCGGCCCGCCGCCGCCGCCGCGGCCCCGCCGCUUAAAGACGAGCUGACCGCCCCCAGACCGCGCUCGCGCAAGAUGGAGGACGGCUGCGGUCGGGGGGAGGAGAAGAUGGAGGAGGAGGAGCUGAGCGACGAGGGGACGGGCGGUGGAAAGCGGGGCCCUGGGAGCGGGGAGAUCAAAGCUGAGGAACAGGAGGAGGGGCCCAAGGCUGAGACACAGGAGGAGGGGCCCAAGGCUGAGACACAGGAGGAGGGGCCCCAGGCUGAGGAACAGGAGGAGGGGCCCAAGGCUGGGGAACAGGAGGAGGGGCCCAAGGCUGAGGAACAGGAGGAGGGGCCCAAGGCUGAGAAACAGGAGGAGGGACUGAAAGCUGAGGGAGAGGAGGAGGAGCCUAAAGCUGAACGGGAGGAGGUGGAGCCUAAAUCUGAACCCAAGCCGCGCUCCGAGAAAGGGUCUGAAGAUGACGAUGAGGACAAAAUGGAGGAAGAUUAUAAAUCGGAGUCCUCUCAGGCUGCAGCAAGCGCCACCUCUCAGGAGAAGACCUUUGACGAGGAGAGUAACGCUUCCCUGAGCACGGCGCUAGACGAGACUCGCGACGGAUUCCCCUCUGAGGACGCUCCUGUCCUCUACGACCGGUCACUCUCCUUCUGCCACUGGCCCAAGGACAGAGUGGUGAUCGACCGGCUGGACGUCAUCUGUGAGACGGUGCUGAAAGGGAAGUGGCCCGCUAACAGGCGGCAGCUCUUCGACUUCCCGCCGACGCAGUUGCCUGGAUACGGGAGUGCCGCGGCGGGGAGCCCUGGGGCGCGAGGCUUCGCCGAUCUGGCCACAGCGGGCCAGUCCGGCAGCGAGGAGACGGCCCUGCCCCCCCAGGACGAGGCUCUGAGUGCGGGAUUCCUCCCCUCUCAGCGGCGCGGGUGGAGGAAGAUGGAGGUGGAGGCGGAGAGGGUGGCCAAGCGCAGGCACCUGAUGGACAUGGUGGCCCAGCUGAGGGAGUCACAUUCCAGCACCCUGUCCACCUCGCACCCCUCCGCUGCGUUCGCCCUGCCCUCCUCCUCCACCCCCUCCGACACCCAGAGGGGCCGGGCCGAGUCCCCCGGCCCGAACGGGGCCUUCCUGGAGGACGAUCUGCCCAUGAAGAGGCGCAGGGGCCGGCGGAGGAACGUGGAGGGGCUGGACCUGCUCUUCGCCCAGCACAGGAAGGCAGCUCCAAACCCGGAGGACUCCGAAAUGACCAAAGCUUUCCUGGAAGGGGUGCGGAUGCCCCCACAAACACAGCCGAACAUUCCAGCCUUAGCGGGACAGGACCCCAAGAGUCAGGCUGCCCUGGACAGCCUGGUGGACAGAAACGGGGUGCUUGGAGGCAGCGCCCUCGGCAACAAGAACCUGGCAGAGUGGCUGGGACGACACCCCGCCUACUCCAGCGACACAGCAAGCUAUUCGCCAAAGAAGGACGAGCUUCCCCUCUCGCCGUUUCACACUCCGAAGCAGAAGAGACAUCGCUGCCGCAACCCCAGCAAGAUCGACGUCAACACCCUGACCGGGGAGGAGAGGGUGCCCGUGGUCAACCGGCGGAGUGGCAGGAAGCUGGGUGGGUCAUUUGCCCCGCCGAUGAAGGACUUGCCUCGUUGGCUGAAGGAAAACCCGGAUUUCGCAGUUUCUCCGGAUUGGACUGACAUUGUCAAGCAGUCGGGCUUCCUUCCAGAGACCAUGUUUGGGGGGCUCCUGUCGGGGCCCGUGGUGAGAGAGGAGGGGGUGUGCCGCCGUGGGCGGAGGCCGAAGAGCGAGGGGGUGCGGGCCCCUGCCCCCAUGUCGGCCCCGGCCCCCGCGGGGCUCAACCCCCUGCUGAUGGGGGGGCUGAUGGGGGGUCUGCAGGGCCUGCAGCUGGCCGGGCUCAUGGGCUUCCCCCAGGCGGACCCCAAGCAGGCCGCCGCCCUGCUGCCCCUCAUGCUGCCUAACAUGCUGGGCCUCAGCGGCCUGUUCGGUAACCUGGCCACGGCCGCUGCCUCCUCCCCCGCCGGGCAGGCAGAGCCCGAGGCCACGGCCACGCCCAAGAAGACGAAGAAGAAGAAGAAGAAGAAGAAGAAGGAAGAGGAGGAGGAGGAAGAGGAGGGGGAGGCGGAGGAGGAGGAGGAGAGGAAUGCCGAGGCGGAGGGAGGAGCUGCCGCCAGCGCCAUCUCUGCCUCUAUGGCCGGCAUGGCCGGCAUGUCCGCCAACCCCCUGGCCUUCAACCCCUUCCUGCUGUCCGCCAUGGCGCCUGGGCUCUUCUACCCCUCCAUGUUCCUGCCCCCUGGCCUGGGUAACCUGGGUAACCUGGGCAACCUGGGCAACCUGGGUAACCUGGGCAACCUGGGUAACCUGGGCAACCUGGGUAACCUGGGUAACCUAGGAAACCUGGGUAACCUAGCCAACCUGGCUAAUCUGGGUAACCUUGGUAACCUAGGUAACCUGGGCCUCCCCCAGGCCCUGGCAGGCCUGCAGAGCGCCAUGGCAGGGGUGGCCGUGGAGGCCGCGGCGGGCUCGUCCACGGAGAGCAACGCCGAAAACGGCACUGACGACUGCGCUGGCUCCGGUGCGGAGAACGACACGGUCAGCAGCGCAGGCAGCAGCCCGGGCGGGAGCACAGGCGGGGGCACAGGGAACGACGCCGAGAGCGCCACGGGCACAGGCGCCGACACGGACAGCACCGCCGAAGCCCCCGGAGACGCCAGCGCGGAGUAGGACCCCGUCUGUAACCGAGGAAACGAAGAACCACACCCUACCCCACCAAGACCCAAGACCCAAUCACUACUGUGUACAUGACACUGUUUAUCCUUCUGUUUUACUCUCUUUAUUUUAAACUUUUCCCAAAGCAAAAUGAACUGCCUGAUGAAAAGCCACUGUCAUACACUGUAGCGGAUGAUGCAUCACUGUUGCGCAACAUGCCAGAAAGCGGCAUUCUGGGUACAAGGGGCUGCGCAGCCGUGUUCUAACCACAGAGAGUCGACUGAACUGCUGUAACGGGGCUUCAUGGAGGAGUGCUCUGGUCCUGCUGCUCCGACCUGCUCUUCCUCCCGUCGAGGGAGCCUCUGACAUUGUCAACCAGCGUCUCUAAAGCAGAGGAUCGACCAAGAUGUGUGUAUUUAAACUUUUUAUGUCUUUAUUUUUGAUUCCCCCUGUCAAGUUCUGUUUUGUGUUCUGUUCUGCUGUUCUUUUGUAGUUUUUAUUUUUUUUUGCUGUGAAGGUCAGGAUGUCUGAUGCACGUCUCUCACGCAUUGCUCAGACCGCCCUCGGGUAUCCUACAAUCCCCUCUGUCCUGUGGAAACGGCAAUAAGGAAUAAAGUUAUACAGGCAGCUGCUGAAUGUCCCACCAGCCUCAGGGCUCCCCACCGGGACACUGACCAAGAAAUAUUAAAAAUGGGGGAAAAAAGUACAGUCAUUUUGUCUCAUGAUAAUGUCGUUUAUGCACUGGUAAUAACUAUUGAUGAAAAAUAAAUCAGGUACAUUUAUCUAUUGAAAGGACUUGUUUUGUUACUCUAGCCACAAAGAUGCACAGCAUUACCUCAACUUUAAACUAGCCUUGAAGUUUACAGACGUGACUUUUUUUUGUGUGUGUGGAAGGGGUCUGGAUUUGUUCUCGUCUUUUUUUUUUUUUUUUUUCUGAAACCGUUUUGUAUGAUAAACUGUAAAAUGCUGUAGUAAUGUUGCUACUUUUAAUAAAAAGUCACACAUCGUAUACAUCUAGGAUACCAAA
Molecule: messenger RNA, 9839 nt
Organism: Conger conger (European conger)
Lineage: Eukaryota; Metazoa; Chordata; Actinopteri; Anguilliformes; Congridae
Product: chromodomain-helicase-DNA-binding protein 7-like
Exons: 37
Coding region: 143-8827 (2894 amino acids)
Molecular function (GO): ATP-dependent chromatin remodeler activity; protein binding; ATP binding
Source: RefSeq, a predicted model, not a curated record